Molecule: messenger RNA, 1491 nt
Organism: Pelobates cultripes (western spadefoot toad)
Lineage: Eukaryota; Metazoa; Chordata; Amphibia; Anura; Pelobatidae
Source: the annotation of a GenBank genome assembly
UGUUGCAUAAACCCUAAAACCUUAACAUAGAUAAUGCGCAAGUUUAAACUAAUUUGCCAUACUGUGAUUUCAGGACACUUCUACUGGUGGCCCUGCCCGUGCCUACCCUGUGGGUGGACUCUGUUACUACCUGUCUCCGCCGGAAUCGUUUGCUUUGGUACUGGAGGAUCCGGUACAUACGGUGGUUUACAUCGUUUUCAUGCUUGGAUCCUGUGCUUUCUUCUCGAAGACCUGGAUAGAAGUAUCUGGUUCAUCUGCAAAGGAUGUAUGUUUUCAGCCCCUCAGUCUGUGUAUCUGUUGCUUUCCCCACUGUAUAAUAUAAGAUACUUAAUGAUGUGUUUUGUUGAUCUGUCUGUAGGUUGCUAAGCAGUUGAAAGAGCAGCAAAUGGUAAUGAGAGGACACAGAGAGACCUCCAUGGUCCAUGAGCUCAACCGGUAAUUAAAAUGCUGUUCCUAUAAUGAACUUUAUAUAGACAGCUGUUGGUUUAGUAAGGGGGAAACAAGAUUAAUAUAGUCUAAAUCCAGAGAAUUCAGAGUACACUUUAAAUGUAAUUUAUAGGAGAUGUGUUGGCAUUAAGGGAUGAAUGAGUCAGGAUGUGGAAAAAAUAUUCUAGUGUAAUAGUUUUGUAUUUUCAACAUGAUAUCAGAUUAUUGUAAAUAACAUCUCUGAAUAGUCUGCUAAUGCUCAAUAUUAUUUGUAUUUCUCCACUUGGAGCAUAUUGGUCGAUUGCUAAUGUCUGUCUGUGAAGCAGUAUAUUAACCCUUUCCACUGUCCUGUUGAAUUAGGUGACAUUAACUAGUAAGACCUGUGUAAUUGUGGAAUAUAGGAAGUUAUAAAAUCAGUAUUUAUAGUAGAUUUUUUUUUCUUGUGCAGCUUUGGAAAGUAAGAGUUUAUUUUUGGUUUCUAAUAAAUGUUGUUCUUUCGCAUGUCAGGUACAUCCCAACAGCUGCCGCUUUUGGGGGUCUUUGUAUUGGAGCCCUUUCUGUCCUGGCUGACUUUCUUGGAGCAAUUGGGUCUGGAACCGGUAUCUUGUUGGCAGUCACCAUUAUAUACCAGUACUUUGAAAUUUUUGUGAAGGAGCAAAGCGAAGUAGGAAGCAUGGGAGCCUUGCUCUUCUAAAGGAUUCACACAGCAGAUCCAAUUCAUAAGAAUGAGCUGAUUAAUUGCACGGCUUGGAAGGCAAAUUCUAAACGUGUAUUCAAGGGACUUCAGAGAGGGAAGGACUUAUCAAUUUUGGUGUUUACUCACCACCAAUGUCCUCAAACAUCCUUUUUGGUUUUCCUUUACCAGAUUCUAGCCAUUUUAUAAAAUCAUGGACAACGUACAGAAUUUAUUUGGUGAACAUUUUUAAUUUCAUUAUUAAUGGGUUCAAGCAGGUUGCUGGUCUAUUUAAGGCAUCUGAUAGACACCCUUUCACAUGGUUGAUGCAUCUCUGUGCUAGAUUGGAGCAGGAGUAUUGGUAUUAUUUUUCCUUUUUUUCAAUAAAACUU